Molecule: messenger RNA, 849 nt
Organism: Durusdinium trenchii
Lineage: Eukaryota; Dinophyceae; Suessiales; Symbiodiniaceae
Source: the annotation of a GenBank genome assembly
AUGGGAUUUGGCUGCUGGGCGUUUGAGAGGAUUUCAGGCACAGCGGACAAUCGGCAGCUUUUGCCUUUGGGGGUGCAGCAGUAUGAGGACGACAUGGUGAAGCACACUGAUGGCCGUGCUUUGCGAAGUCUUUGUGAUCCUGAGAUGGGCGGACCGUCCCCUGUGAAAAUGAUUGAGCACAAGGAACCCUUGCAGAUUUUGGAGGAGAUUCUCAUCGCUCAAUCUGAAGUCCAUGUGUCUGUGCUGAUUGAUUGCGGUGCUUUGCUCACUGGGAUGUCGAAUCGGCAAGUUGCAGAGGCUGUGCUGAAGCUGAGUCCUCAUAGAUUUCGGACAGCCAUUUAUUUCGAUGAUGAGAACCAGAUCGUGGUACUGGACAGCGAUGGAAAAGACACUCCUUUGGCCAAGAGUCCGCUUCAACCUGCCCAUGAGUGCUUCACAUAUUUGGAUGACAAGCACAAGCGUGGAACGGAUCUACGCUUUGCCCCAGCUGCAGUUGGAGCAGUCACUGUGUGCAAGAAGACCACCAAAGACAGGCUAGUCCAAGCCUGCAUGCGCGUGUGUUUUCUGGGCCUGGGUCAAAAGGUUAUGCUUUUUGUGGACAGUGAAGCUGGAGCCAAGUGUGGGUUUAGUUCUUGCUUUUGUCACAGCUCGGACAGCAGAGGAGUUGAGGUCUGCUAUUGUUCACUGGGCAUUGCAGGGUUCAGCCUUUGCAACACGAGUGCCCUUCUUGGAACAUGUCCAGGGGGCUUCAGGCCCGAAUGCAGGCGUUUAGCAAACAAAGCUUUGCAGAGAGCCAGAGAAUUUUCAGUUGACUUCGUAUUGCCAGUCACUGGCUGCUUACCCCAGUGA